This is a messenger RNA of Callorhinchus milii (elephant shark), 2281 nucleotides long. RefSeq names its product DAB adaptor protein 1a (gene dab1a). The transcript is spliced from 16 exons. The record is from RefSeq and is a predicted model, not a curated record. Bases 370 to 2028 code for a protein of 552 amino acids. Gene Ontology annotation, biological process: ventral spinal cord development; lateral motor column neuron migration. Lineage: Eukaryota; Metazoa; Chordata; Chondrichthyes; Chimaeriformes; Callorhinchidae.
GAACGGAAGGGGGUGGGGUGAGAGAUGAUGAGGAGAUGAUGGUAGAGAGCCAUGGGGCGCGCAAUGAUCAGUGCUUCGGCUCUCAGUUUUGCUUGGUUCGGGCCAGGUUUCAUUUGACUCCCAACAGACGAGGAGGCAGGAGGACAACGGAGAGGUUGUGCAGCGAGGCUCAGUUUCUGACAACAUUUGCAUGUAUCAAAGGUUGAUCUGUGGUAGCAGCAGUAACGGAACGAGCACGGCAGUUACACGCCUGGGCAGCAGUGAGUGAGAUGUGCUCUCGGGGUUAGACUGCGGUGCCUCUCGUGACGGAGCAGUUAUAAAUGACCCUGGGCUGGCUGCGUCUGCACAGCGUGUGAGGGAGACACCAGAAUGUCCACAGAGACCGAGCUGCAGCAGGUCUUGAAAACCAACACGAGAAAGGAGUUCAAAAAAAAGGGUCACAAUCGGAGCGAAGCUGGACUGAUCAAGCGGUUUAAAGGCGAUGGAAUCCGGUACAAGGCCAAGCUGAUCGGUCUGGACGAGGUGACGGCCGCCAGGGGGGACAAGCUGUGUCAGGAUUCCAUGAUGAAACUCAAGGGAAUCGCAGUGACAGCUCGAUCGAAAGGAGAACACAAGCAACGCAUCUUCCUCACCAUCUCGUUCGGGGGAAUCAAGAUCUUCGAUGAAAAGACUGGAGCCAUGGAGCAUCACCACGCUGUACAUGAAGUCUCCUACAUCGCCAAGGACAUCACUGACCACCGCGCCUUCGGCUACAUCUGCGGCAAAGAGGGAAAUCACCGGUUUGUGGCCAUCAAGACAUCGCAAGCUGCCGAGCCUGUGAUCCUCGACCUCCGAGACCUUUUCCAGUUGAUCUAUGAGUUGAAGUUGCGAGAGGACAAGGAGAAGAUUGCCCAGAAGGACAAGCAGAGUGAGCAGGCGGUCUAUCAGACCAUUUUGGAGGAGGAUGUGGAGGAUCCAGUGUAUCAGUACAUUGUGUUUGAGGCUGGACAUGAACCGAUCCGUGAAGUGGAGGAGAACAUUUACCAGGUCCCCACCAGCCAGCAGAAGGAAGGUGUCUAUGAUGUGCCAAAAAGCCAGCCGAAUGGGUGUCUGUUGCUGGACUUUGAUGAUGAUUUCAGUGCCACCGACCAGACCAUUAAUCAGCUCGACCUCUUCGGCGACAUGUCAACUCCGCCUGAUAUUACCUCGCCCGGGACGCCGGCGUCGCCAGCCAAUGCCUUGGGCCCAGAUCCGCUAUCCGCCCGAGGGAUGUGUACUCCGGGCAGACAGGACCUCUUCAGCUCCCCCUCUGUCCCCACAGGUUACGUGACGAUGGGAGCAGUGCCCCCCGGGGUGUGGGCCCAGCAGGCUUCGGGUGGCCCCUCCGUGGCGUGGGGACAGCCCACGCUUUACGCUGUGCAGCAGCCGUGGGCCGGGAUGGGCAACCCCUUCCAGCCCGCCGUCUUCCUCCCGCCUCAGGCGCCCAUCCCACUACAGACUGCCAUGUUCCAAGCGGCCUUGUCGGCGGCCCCUCACCCCAGCCCCCACAGGGGCCUCGCCGCCACCAACGACAUGUUCAAGGAUUUCCAGAUGGUCAAGGGGCCGCCCGUGCCCUCCAGGAAGAGCGAGCACCCAUCGCUGGUCUGCACCUCGGACGCCUUCAACACCUACUUCAGCAAAGUGGGCCUGGCCCAGGAAGUGGACGACGCCGACGACUUCGACAUCUCGCUGCUCAACCUGACUCCGGCCACGUCCACCUCCACCCCCUCCUCCACUAACUCACCCCCGACCUCGUCCCCCCACCAGCACACGCCAGUCUCCUCGCCCAGCCACACCACGCCCGCCCAGUCACCACACCGGGCCACGCCUACCAGGUCACCGCCCCCUCCCCCCGCCGAGCCCCGCCUGCAGGAACAACCAGGAGAGGAGCCAGACAACCAAAGCGAUCGAGGAGCACGGUCACAUCCUGGCAGUACUGAGGCCUCCCCUCACAGAGAGCCUGAUGGCAACUUGCUCGGUGACCCCCUCCCCCCACAGGUCGGUAGCUAGGUAGCACAGGUCGGGGGGGUGGAGCCUCUCUAUGCCCAGAUCAUGAAGAACAAGAGUUAAGCAGCGAGAGUCGGGCGUGUGGCCGGGAAGCCUCGGACUCUUCUCCAUUGGAUCAGCGUGUAGCCCCCCCACCUCAAAACACUAACGUGCCCCCCCCCCCCCUCAACCAUUGAGACCUGACCUGUCUAAACCAGCGAACAGAACACACAGCGGAUUUUUGCCUUAUGAGGCGGCUGGGAAUGAAGACAUUUUA